CUCUCUCUCCCCCUUCCCUCUAUGUUCAACCAUGUCUCUGCUGCCCAUCUUCUUCGCCUUCAUCCUCCUCGCCUUCAUUCAUUGCUCCACCUCCCUUACAAGAACCUUCACUUUCCCUCCCUUCUCUGAUGGCCAAAAUUUAACGCGUUAUGGCGAUGCCUUCGUCACAGCGGAGGGCUACCUAGACCUCACUUCGACAGAUAGGAAUAAGGAGGUCACAAGCAGCACCGGUUGGGCCAUCUAUGCCAAGCCAAUCACCCUUUAUGAAGCCCGCACCGGAUUUGCAGCGGACUUCCAAAGCAAUUUCAGCUUCGAAAUCUCCCCCUUCAACGCCACCACCUGCACCGGCGACGGCCUCGCCUUCUUCAUGGCACCCGCCAACUGGACUCACAAAAAGGAAUACGAUGGCUACGGUCUUGGGAUCUUCAACAGAAGUGCCGGCGCAAACAACAGCCAAAUGAUCGCCGCAGAGUUUGACACGUAUUACAAUUACGAAUGUGAUCCUGUAGACUUUAUUUAUUUAAAAAAAGCAGGCCUCAAGCAUAUGGGGAUCGAUAUCAACUCCCUCGUCUCCAACGCCACAGCCAUUUGGAAAACCAUCGGCACGAAUUCUACGAAUGCAGCUGCCCUCGUCCAGUACGACUCGAUAACAGGGAACCUCAGCUUAAGUAUGAAGGAUCGGACUGACAUCAGCCAACGGUACACAUCUUUUAUUAUCAACCUCACCACCGUCCUCCCAGAGACCGUCAUCGUGGGCUUCUCUGCAUCAACAGGGGGCUGUAGCGAAGGUCACCGGAUAGUGAGUUGGAAUUUCUCAAUUACUGUCCCCAACUGGCAGCAUAGCUCCACGGGUUUGCAAAAUAUGACCGUCAUCGUCCUGGUGGCGUGUUUCGUUCCUCUGCUUAUCUUUCUUGUGGUAAUAAUCAUUAGUUUCAUAAGGAGGAAAAAUGAAACGGUAGAGUUGAAGGAGGAGGAAGAAGAAGAGACAGAUGAUUUUGCAGGAAUGACCAUGAAUUUAGAGACGGGCCCCAAGAAAUUCAGAUACACGGAACUCACUGCAGCUACUAAUGACUUCGGUGAAGAAGGGAAGCUUGGGCAAGGUGGGUUUGGUGGUGUCUACCGUGGUAUCUUGAGGGACACCAAUGAAGUGGUGGCGGUAAAGCGGUAUUCUAAAGGGUCGAGCCAGGGCAAAAAAGAGUAUGUGGCGGAGGUGACUGUGAUCAGCCGAUUGCGCCACCGCAACCUUGUAAGGUUGAUUGGUUGGUGCCAUGAGCGAGGUGAGUUCUUGCUGGUAUACGAAUAUAUGGAGGGCGGCAGUCUGGAUUCACAUCUCUUUAACUCAAAAACCUGCCCAGUCUUGCCCUGGGCUCAACGAAUGAAGGUGGUGCUCGGCCUUGGAUCCGCAGUUCUUUACCUGCACGAAGAGUGGGAGAAGUGUGUUGUGCACCGUGAUAUCAAGUUGAGCAACGUGAUGGUUGACUCUGACUUCAACGCUCGUCUUGGUGACUUCGGGCUGGCUCGACUCGCAAAUCAUGGGUUCGCUGCGAGAACGACGAUGAUUGCUGGAACCAUGGGUUACUUGGCACCAGAAUGCGCAUUCACAGGCAAGUUCAGCACACGAAGCGAUGUGUACAGCUUCGGAGUGGUACUACUUGAAAUCGCAACUGGUCGAAAGGCCACUAGCCUAAUCGGAGAGGAAGAGGCGUGUCUGGUGGAGUGGACAUGGGAGUUCUACGGGCUCGGUUCUCUCAUGGAGGCCGUCGAUGAGAGGUUGAAAUCCGAAUUCGACGAACAGGAGAUGGAAAGGACGAUGGUGGUGGGUCUAUGGUGCGUGCACCCUGACCCUGAGAGGAGGCCGACGAUUAGGGAGGCGAUUAAAGCGCUGAGCUUGCAAGCAAACGUACCAAGCCUCCCGCAAAAGAUGCCGAUGCCAUUCUACACGCCACUUCCAACAAGCGAGUUUGGUUUUUUGUUUACUAGCAGCAGCAGUGGAACGACGAGGAUGUCGACAACAGCCUAAAUCGAUGCAGUCAGGAAGCAGCUCUGUUGCGGUCAGAAGGAUAGCUUUCUUGGGCCAGUUGCUGAGAGAACUGGGGUGCCCCACCAUUGAGGUGUUCUACUCUUCUCAUGAACUGUAAUAGGAAACGAUGCCUUUGUAAUAGAACUUCUUGGGAAUUGGCGUUGGGUAGUCUAUGUCCAUUCGUUUGUUUUGGGGAAUUGUAGUUACCAAAAUUUU
Nymphaea colorata (pocket water lily) is the source of this 2236-nucleotide messenger RNA. Its product is annotated as L-type lectin-domain containing receptor kinase IX.1-like. NCBI's taxonomy places the organism in Eukaryota, Viridiplantae, Streptophyta, Magnoliopsida, Nymphaeales, Nymphaeaceae. Gene Ontology annotation, molecular function: carbohydrate binding; protein kinase activity; ATP binding. The transcript has a single exon. The coding region runs from base 32 to 2020 and encodes 662 amino acids. Gene Ontology annotation, biological process: protein phosphorylation. The record is from RefSeq and is a predicted model, not a curated record. Gene Ontology annotation, cellular component: plasma membrane.